Gracilinanus agilis (Agile Gracile Mouse Opossum) is the source of this 5660-nucleotide messenger RNA. RefSeq names its product PATJ crumbs cell polarity complex component (gene PATJ). Lineage: Eukaryota; Metazoa; Chordata; Mammalia; Didelphimorphia; Didelphidae. Gene Ontology annotation, molecular function: protein binding. Bases 35 to 5452 code for a protein of 1805 amino acids. The record is from RefSeq and is a predicted model, not a curated record. The transcript has 42 exons.
AGAUUUCUCUGUUUGUUGAAGAGAACUGUCCAAGAUGCCGGAAAAUCCUGCAGCAAAUAAGCUGCAGAUUCUGCAGGUCCUUGACCGGCUGCAAAUGAAAUUGCAAGACAGGGGUGACACCUCCCAGAAUGAGAAACUUGCCUUGUUUUGUGAGACACUGAAGAGCCCUCUCUUCAACCAGAUUCUUACGAUUCAGCAAUCCAUCAGACAGCUGAAGGGCCAGCUUAGCCACAUUCCUUCAGAUUGCCCGGCCAACUUUGAUUUUUCCAGGAAAGGGUUGCUUGUGUUUACUGACUGCUCCAUCUCCAAUGGGAAUGCCCACACAGCCUUUAAUAACUCGGGUGGUGUGUUUCCUUGGCCUCCACGAUCCGGAAAUGAGGAAUUUAACUCUGUCAUCCAACAGAUGGCACAGGGCAGACAGAUUGAAUAUAUAGAUAUAGCAAAGCCAUCUACUGGAGGUCUGGGAUUCAGUGUGGUGACCGUAAGAAAGCAAAAUGCAGGAGGCGCAGGAGGUGUUGAUCUCUUUGUGAAGGAAGUCCAACCGGGAAGCAUAGCAGACAGGGAUCAACGAUUAAAGGAAAAUGACCAAAUCCUGGCCAUCAAUCACACCCUCCUGGACAGGAACGUCACCCAUCAACAAGCUAUCACUCUGCUCCAGCAGUGCAUGGGGUCUCUGCGCUUGGUUGUUGCUAGGGGAUCACGACCAUGGCGAGGCCAGAGUUUGACUAGCCUGAGUGAUCUAAACCCUUCAGAGAAGGUUUGCUGGGGUCAUGUUGAAGAUGUUGAACUUGUUAAUGAUGGCUCCGGCUUAGGCUUUGGAAUUGUUGGUGGAAAAUCCAGUGGUGUGGUUGUGAAGACCAUUGUUCCUGGAGGAUUAGCUCAUCGGAAUGGAAAGCUCCAGACUGGGGACCAUAUCUUGAAGAUUGGAGACACAAAUGUGCAAGGGAUGAGCAGUGAACAAGUUGCCCAAGUCCUGAGGAACUGUGGGAAUUUUGUGCGGAUGGUAGUGGCAAGAGAUCCUAUUGGUGAAAUUUCUGUGACUCCUCCAACUCCAACAAGCUUGCCUGUGGUCACACUGCCAUCUAUGUCCUCUGGUAACCAGAGAUCUGUUGACCCUUCUCUUUUUGAUACUUAUGAUGUUGAACUCACUAAAAAGGAUGGCCAAAGUCUUGGUAUUACAAUCAUUGGGUAUGCCGGGUCUUCACAAACAGGGGAUGUCUCAGGAAUUUAUGUGAAAAAUAUAAUACCAGGCAGUGCUGCAGAUCAUAAUGGCCAAAUUCAUGUCCAUGACAGAAUAGUUGCUGUGGAUGGAAUAGAUAUCCAGGGUUUUGCCAAUCAGGAUGUUAUUGAAGUAUUGCGCAGGGCAGGAGAUACAGUGCGCCUGACUCUAGUACGAAUGAAAGCAUCUUCCUCACCUUCCCUUCUUGACAGAUCUUUAGAUGAAGGGACUAGUGUAACACCCUCUAAAACGCCAACCCUAUUUCUAACUGGAGCUGUGGAGACUGAAUCGAAUUUAGAUGGUGAAGAUGAGAUGAAGGGAGGGGAAGUGGAUCAUUUGAAAGAUGAAGAGAAGCCAAAGCUGCUGCCCCCAUCGCCACCGUCACCACAGACUUUAGAUACUGUUCCUGGCUCCCUGGAAAAUAGGCUGAAAUCCAAGUGGGAAAACCUGUUGGGCCCCGAUUAUGAAGUAAUGGUUGCCAUCUUGGAUACCCAGAUUGUUGAUGAUGCCGAGUUACAGAAAUAUUCAAAGCUGCUGCCAAUCCACACUCUGAGGCUAGGAGUAGAGCUGGACUCCUUCAAUGGACACCAUUACAUCUCUUCCAUCAUGCCUGAUGGGCCAGUGGCCACACUCAACCUGUUGAAGUUGGAGGACGAGCUACUGGAGGUCAAUGGUGUUCAGCUCUCUGGAAAAUCCCGCAGAGAAGCAGUGUCAUUUCUAAGAGAAGUGCCCCCUCCCUUCACUUUAGUCUGCUGCCGGCGUCUCUUCGAUGAGGAGGCCUUUGGGGAUGAGGCGAGUGUCACCGACAUUGUCAUCGAUGAGCCAAAGGUUGGCCCCAGUGAAGAAAUUCCCACUAAUGAUGAGGAUGAAGAUGAUGGGGAGUUGGCCCUUUGGUCGACAGAUGUGAAGAAAAUUGAGUUAAUUAAAGGUGCCGAUGGCUUGGGAUUCAGCAUUUUGGACUAUCAGGACCCUUUAGAUCCCACUCGGACUGUGAUUGUGAUCCGCUCCCUGGUAGCCAAUAGCGAAGCUGAACGAGGAAGGGAAUUAUUGCCGGGGGACCGACUGGUCUUUGUCAAUGAUCUUUCCCUGGAGGAUGUCACGCUCACAGAAGCUGUGGAGAUACUAAAGGCUCUGCCGCCGGGCAGAGUGAGCCUGGGCAUCUGCAAGCCCUUGGUUGAAGGUAGUGAGGAGAAUAAUACACCAUGUGACUUACAACCAAGUGCUUUUGAAGAAACAUCUGGCCACUCUGAACCUCUGGAGACAGUGGAUUCCUCUUUGAUCCUGGAGGCACCCUCGGAGUUCCGAGAUGAUUCCUUUCUUCAUGAAGAAGGCUUGGAUGCGCCUUUCCUUGACUUGGGAAGGACAUUCCACGUCCAGUCAAAUGAGAUGGACAACACUCAAGAGGCCUGGGAGAUGCAUGCUUUCCUGAAACCCCGAGCACCUGAAAUGGGGGAAGAGAGAGAGAUGCUUGUGGAUGAUGUCUACGACUUCCAGGAUAUCUUUCAGAACAUGGAUCUGUAUUCUCCAUCGCUGGGCAAGGACGAUCCUCCCCUCCCUUCAAGCCAGGAUUUUCACUUUGGCACCCCAUGGCUAAGCCAUCCAGGGACCUAUGAAGCUCAUGACCUGAGAGCCAUGAUGCACCCGAGUUCCCAGGAGAUACCACCGAACAGAUACAGCACUGAGGCAAUGAUCAACGAGAAUUUUGGCAAACUUUCCUUGUCCUCCAUCACCUCUUCUGAAGGCAACAGGUGCCAAGACAUUUUCGAUGACCUUGAAAACUCCGAAUCUAUCACAAAUAGCAGCCUGGAUUUAGGUUUGAUUCCAAGCAAUUCAGAAGGCCCUGAAAUGCUGGUUGAUCUCCCUAUAACGGCCCAAGAGAGUGAGCCUGCAGACAUUCCCAUCUAUCAGCUGCCCCAGAAGCGAGGAUUCUCCAAGGCUGGAUUGUUGCCAUCCAAAUAUACAGCAGAUACAUGUGAUUUGCCAGAGAGAGAAGAAGGAGAAGGAGAAGAAACCCCAAACUUCAGUCACUGGGGUCCACCUCGAAUUGUGGAGAUUGCACGAGAAGCCCACGAGUCUCUUGGGAUCAGUAUUGUGGGUGGGCAGACGGUGAUCAAACGCCUGAAGAAUGGAGAGGAACUGAAAGGGAUCUUUAUCAAGCAAGUCUUAGAAGAUAGCCCAGCAGGAAAAACCCAAGCCCUGAAAACUGGAGAUAAAAUUCUUGAGGUGUCCGGUGUAGAUUUGCAAAAUGCAACUCACCAGGAAGCUGUUGAAGCCAUCAAGAAUGCAGGAAAUCCAGUUGUUUUUGUUGUGCAGAGCUUGUCAUCCACCCCAAGGGUAAUCCCUCCAGUGAUUUCCAAGACCAACCAUCCUCCCAAAACCCAGGAGCAAGAAAAAGAAGAUAGGAAAGAAAAGAGAAGGGGCGGUGCACCCCCUCCAAUGAAACUGCCCCCUCCUUACAAGGCUCCUGCAGAAGAGAACAAGUAUGACGACGAGAACGAGACGGAAUUUACUGAGGAAAAAAUCCGACAAAGGUAUGCAGAUCUUCCCGGAGAACUGCAUAUUAUUGAGCUGGAGAAGGAGAAGAACGGGCUCGGCCUCAGCCUCGCCGGGAACAAAGACCGCUCCCGAAUGAGCAUCUUCAUCGUGGGGAUUCACCCCGAUGGACCUGCCGGCCGAGAUGGGCGCAUGCACAUCGGAGACGAGCUUCUAGAGAUAAACAAUCAGAUAUUGUAUGGAAGAAGCCACCAAAAUGCAUCUGCCAUUAUUAAGACUGCCCCAACCAAGGUCAAAUUGGUUUUCAUAAGAAACGAGGAUGCAGUCAACCAGAUGGCCGUGACGCCCUUUCCGUUACCCGUGAGCUCCCAGUCUUCGGUCGAGGAUCAGAGCGGUCCAGAAGCCAUACGCAAUGAAGAAAGCACCAAGACUGAAGUUGAUCUUAAGCAGUUGCCAGAAAGUGACCGUACCCAAUUGGAUGAGGCACCCCAGGUGGUCAGCCGUAUUCUGGCAGCAGAUGAAGCCAAAGGAGGAGAGCUCCUUCCUGACAACGUAAAUGGUAUUGAUCUGAGGAAUGCCAGCCAUGAGGAAGCCAUAACGGCCUUGAGGAAAACUCCCCAGAAGGUGCGACUGGUUGUUUAUAGGGAUGAAGCACAUUAUAAAGAUGAAGAAAAUUUGGAGAUUUUCCCCGUUGAUCUCCAGAAAAAAACAGGUCGAGGCCUGGGCCUAAGCAUCGUUGGAAAACGAAAUGGAAGCGGAGUCUUUAUCUCGGAUAUCGUGAAGGGAGGGGCGGCCGACCUGGAUGGAAGAUUGAUUCAGGGGGACCAGAUCUUGUCUGUGAAUGGAGAAGACAUGAGGAAUGCUUCCCAAGAGACCGUGGCCACUGUGCUCAAGUGCGCUCAAGGCCUUGUGCAGUUGGAGAUUGGAAGGCUAAGGGCUGGUUCUUGGCUGUCUUCAAGGAAAACAUCUCAGAACAGUCAGAUGAGUCAACACAGUGUCCGGAGCGGUUUUCCUCCUUCCCUGGCUCCUGUUAUCACUAGCUUACAAAAUCUGGUUAGCACCAAGAGGCCCUCAGACUCUUCUCAGAGAAGUUCAGGAACUGAUACGGGCCCAAGAACUGUAGAGAUAAUAAGGGAGCUGAAUGAUGCCCUGGGAAUCAGCAUAGCAGGUGGAAAGGGCAGCCCUCUUGGAGAUAUUCCCAUCUUUAUUGCCAUGAUCCAAGCCAGCGGUGUCGCAGCCCGUACCCACAAGCUCAAGGUUGGAGACCGGAUUGUCAGCAUUAACGGGCAGCCUCUGGACGGGCUGUCUCACGCGGAUGUUGUUAAUCUUCUCAAGAAUGCUUAUGGGCGCAUUCUUCUGCAGGUUGUAGCUGAUACUAACAUCAGUGCCAUCGCAACUCAGCUGGAAAGCAUGUCUGCUAGCUACCACCUUGGCUCCCCCACCAGUGACCACCCUCCAGAAGACCCAGAAACUCCUCAGCCUAAGAUGAUUGCUUUGGAGAAGGGCUCUGACGGGCUGGGCUUCAGUAUCGUGGGAGGGUAUGGAAGUCCCCACGGCGACCUGCCAAUUUAUGUCAAGACCAUAUUUGCGAAGGGAGCAGCAGCAGACGACGGGAGACUGAAGCGCGGCGACCAGAUUUUGGCUGUAAAUGGGGAGGCCCUGGAAGGAGUGACUCACGAGCAAGCCGUGGCCAUCCUAAAGCGUCAGAGGGGAACCGUAACGCUCACAGUGCUGUCCUGAGCUGCGGCUCACCGGGGCAAAGCCAAUGAGGUAGCUGCUGUGCUGUGCCAGAUCUCUGUCCUAAGUAAGGCAUAGUCCUGGCUGGGAGGAAAACCAAGCACCCAUUUACAUCAGUCCUCAAUCUGAUCGUCAUCUCCUCUGUGCUCAGAAGAGAUCUGCAGUUUGAUGUCAUCAUUCUCCCUCUCCCUCUCUGUCUCUCUCUGUCUCU